Zerene cesonia (dogface butterfly) is the source of this 1386-nucleotide messenger RNA. Its product is annotated as AP-3 complex subunit delta-1-like. Gene Ontology annotation, cellular component: AP-3 adaptor complex; terminal bouton; presynaptic endosome. The coding region runs from base 1 to 1371 and encodes 456 amino acids. Lineage: Eukaryota; Metazoa; Arthropoda; Insecta; Lepidoptera; Pieridae. Gene Ontology annotation, biological process: synaptic vesicle budding from endosome; anterograde synaptic vesicle transport; Golgi to vacuole transport. The transcript has 9 exons. The record is from RefSeq and is a predicted model, not a curated record.
AUGUGGGAGGGCGCUAGGGGGCGGCGGUAUCGAACGUGGGCGCGCCGCCCCGCGCCACUGAAGCCCUACAGCGGAACCAGUCUGCGAACAGACCUCGUGCGCGGCUGUCGUGUCUCAUUGCUCCGCUGCAUGAUAGCCGCGCAGCUGACGGAGGUGGGCGCGCGCGUGGCGGACGUGCGGCAGUUCGCGGCGCGCGAGUGCAGCGCGCUGUGCGCGAAGGCGGCCGCCGCGCCGCCCGGCCCCGCGUCCCGCGAGGUGCUCUACGCCGCCGCUUACGUGCUCUCCGAGUAUUGCACGGAAGAGUCAGUGAUGCGCGAGUCGAUCCCGGCGGUGCUGGUGUGCGCACGCGCGCACGCGCACGGCUCGGGCGGGAUGCGCGCGCGCGCCGUGUGCGUGCACGCCGCGCUCAAGCUGCUCGCCAAGCUGCUGCUGCUGUACGAGCAGAGCGGACGCCGGGAGGAGGCCGUCAGCAUCAUCCAAGAGACGUUAUCUGGUCUCAAGCCACUGCUUUGUAGCGAGGACAUGGAGGUACAAGAGCGAGCUCACAAUGCAACUGCAUUACUGUCGCUGGUGUUGGCUCGAAUCGACCCAGACAGCUGUGUGCCCGAUAUCACUAUUAAGGAUUCAGUUAUUACUGACACGCUUGUGCAGCAUGAGAGCAAUGGAUUGGAUAAAGAGGAUAAUGUUGAAGAAUUGCUUAAUGGUGAGAAGACAUCAAGCAACUUUAGUGGUGGUAUGAUUGAGGAGUUGGCGAGUUUGUUUGAGGGCGAGUUAAAACCUGUGGCGCCUAAAGCACAGAAGAAAGUGCCAAUGCCUGCCGAGCUGGACCUCGAGCAGUGGCUGUCCCACUCGCGCUGGUCGUCGGAGAGCUCGAGCUCGGAGGACGAGGGCGCCGCGCUGUUCGCCGCGCCGCCCGACGCGCGCCCCGCCACGCACCGCACGCACCUCACGCACCUCACGCCCGACGAGCUUCUGAUGCUUCGGGAAGCGCGCAAGCAAGAGCAAGCGAACAACCCGCACUAUCUGAAAGACGACUCGCCGCGCUCUUACCAGCAGGAUGACAUUCCUGUCGCGGAGAUAGCGCUAGAGGUGCCCUUGCAAAUACAAUCUAAGAGAUCUGAUCAGUACUUAAUAUCGAGAGAAAGCUCGAAAAAGGCGAAGAAAGAGAAGCGGCCGUCGAAGAAACGAAAGAGCAAGACUGAAAGACAUUCCACUGAAUCUGAUAGCGAUGAGGGCUCGGAGGCGCGCGGGCAGCGGCGGCCCGCGGUGGAGACGGGCGGCGAGCUGCCUGAGGGCGCCGCGCCCUCCGACGACGAGCCGCCGCCGCACGACGACCCGCACCGCGCGCUCGACCUCGACCUCGACGUGUGAGUGCACUGUACACUC